AUGUUUUCUUUCAAGCCCUACCCCGCCUUGUUGGCGUUGGUGGUUGUGCUGGUCUAUGCCAGACCGGCUUUGGCGUUCGGUGCUGGCAAUAUUGCCUCUAUUUCCAAGGUUGAAGGCCAAAACUGGCGUCACGGCGAUAUCGAGGACACUCUCCUCACCCUUCUCUUGGCCCGUGCCGCCGGCGGCAAGAAGUUCGACAAGUUGGCCGUUUCACGCGUCUACUUUGGCAAUUGGCUCCGUGAUUAUUCCCAGGCAAUCGAUGUUGGAACCGUAAAGGCUGUUUCUGCUGAGGCUAUCCGACUCUUGCUUUGUAUUCUCGGCUUCCUAACAUUUGGUUAUGGUUCCAAAGAAUUCGAGGUUACUGCUGACCGCCUCGGCACUUACCGCCCAGAGGACCACAUUGAUAACCCCAAGGGCUACCCUGCUCCUGGCGUUGAUGCCCGCGAUUAUGACAGGCGACUUCGUGGCCCCGUCGAUGAGCGUGUUGAACUCGCCAUCGAUGAGCGAACUGGUCUUAAGAACUAUAUCGCUAAUGAAAACAUCAACAUCAUGACAACCGCGCUUCACAUCCGGAAACUAUUUGGUCGGUGCAUUGAGCUUGGCCGCUCAUACAACCGCAACAGAAACAAGGAUGACUUCUACGAAGCUCUGAGAUUGAUGGGCACCGGUUUACACGCUUGCGAAGAUUUCUUGGCCCAUAGCAACUACACUGAGCUGGCUCUCAUUGAGUUGGGCGAGCGCGACAUUUUCCCUCACGUUGGUCGUAGCACCAAGGUUCGAAUUGAAGGUGCCCGCGAGGAAGUUUACCCUUGUGUCACCGGUACUUUUGGUGGUGUGGACUUUCUGCACUCUGUGACUGGUGAAGUGUCUGACAAGUUAACCCAGAAUGAAAUCGACGAACUUGAGGGCACUCUUACGCAGAACUCCAAGAAUGAUACCAGCUACAUUGAGAACCUUUUGGACAAGAUCCCGGAUGGCCUUAUUGGCGGUUCGGGCGACAAGAAACAGAAGAUGCAUGAGAUCCAGGACAGUGCCAGCAGCUCUCAGCUGGAGAACACGUCAAUCUCCCCUCGCGACCCAGAGGAAUACACUCUUUACGUCCAGAACAUUUUCAAGCAGAUCAUGCCCGCGAUCGAGUUCCAUGAUGAGCUCUUGAAGAAUAUUAGCGAGGCUAUCGAGAAGAUCCCCGUCCUACCUAAGAUUGUUGAGCAGCUCGAGGAGCAAUUGUCCGUAUGGGUCUUCUCCAUUAUGGCACCUCUUGUCGUUCCGGUCCUUCAGCAGGUCAAGAACGAGCUGCGAACUGGCUCUGCCGAAAUUAUUGCUAGCAGCGAGAAUGAGCAGCACGUUGUUUUCAACGACGAUGAAUGCUCUGAUCCUACACACUCCAUGUUGUCCAAGGAUCAUUUCUCUAAUAUUCUGAACGAGGCUGCCGGCAAGACUGCCAGCAAGGUUGUUGCGUGGGUUGUUCCGCAGUUGAUGGAGGCUUGGGAUGAUGACAAUGUCGACAUUGACCGCACAAUGAACCGUAUUAUCAACGGUGUGAUGCAUCAUCCCGCUCAACGCGACAUGGGUGAGGAUGGUGCUAGGGAUUGCAGACAGAUCAUGAUUCGCUCCGUCGAAGAUUGGUGGAACCAGAAGGACGACGGUGAAAAGGACGAGUUCCGUGGGAAGCUUUCACGCCGAGGUGUUCAGAACGGGGAGAACCACAAGGAAGGUGUUCACGACACAGGUCACGGCUGUGGCAAGCCCCUCGGAAUGCACAAGAACUUCGCUGAGGGCGGUACUUUUGAGGAUCGCAUUGCCGGCGCAGCCGCUGAUGCCAUCGUUGGUGGUAUCACUGGUGGUCUAUCAGAUGUUGUUCAGUCCCAAACUGGCAUCUCGUUGCCAACCUCAGGAUCAGGCAGUUCUGGUCGCCGGCAAGAACAGUCAAGUGAGGGUGGUCUGGGUGGUUUCCUCAGCAACAUCGGAGGUUCCAUCCUCAGCGGUUUCAACAAGAAUGAAACAGAGUCCUAUGGCGAGAGCCGCCAUGACAACAAUUCCAACACUGAGACUCGUACAGAGUACGGACGCUCGGGUGACCGAUUUAGCCAAGCGGAGGCUUCAAGGACUGAAUACUCUGGCGGGGGUGAAUCUGAGACAUAUCGUCGCUACGAGCAAGAUGAGGACCGUCGAGGCAACACGAACACGUACGGCUUCGAAGAGCGUACUGAAACUCGCCCCAGCCGCCAAGGGGGAUAUGAGCAGCGUACCGAGCGUCGCUAUGAUGACAACGGAAAUACUUAUGAAGAGCGCUUCGAAAGUCACCAAGAGAGCUCAUUUGGUGGUGGCCGCGAAGAGCGUCAUGGCGGAGGUCGUCGUGACGAUGACUCCGGCGGUCGACGUGAUGAAGGGUUUGGCGGUGGCUAUGGUCGCCGCGAUGACGAUAGGCGAGAGGAAGGCUUCGGCGGUGGUCAUGGAGGUCGUCACGGCGGAGACAGAGGUGAUGAAGGAUUCGGCGGAGGUCGUCGAGAUGAUGACUUUGGCGGACGCCGGGAAGAUGGCGGCUUUGGUGGACGACGAGACAACGAUGAGCGUCGUGGAGAUGAUGACUUCGUUGGCGACGCCAUUGAUAUGGCUGGUCGCUUUAUGGGGGGUGGCGAGCGCCGACGAGAUGAUGAUGGCGAACGCCGUGGCGGUUGGGGCUCCUAG
Messenger RNA from Truncatella angustata, 2688 nucleotides. Its product is annotated as heterokaryon incompatibility protein Het-C-domain-containing protein. Bases 1 to 2688 code for a protein of 895 amino acids. The transcript is spliced from 6 exons. The record is from RefSeq and is a predicted model, not a curated record. NCBI's taxonomy places the organism in Eukaryota, Fungi, Ascomycota, Sordariomycetes, Amphisphaeriales, Sporocadaceae.